Molecule: messenger RNA, 1958 nt
Organism: Polyodon spathula (Mississippi paddlefish)
Lineage: Eukaryota; Metazoa; Chordata; Actinopteri; Acipenseriformes; Polyodontidae
Product: probable tRNA methyltransferase 9B
Exons: 4
Coding region: 361-1716 (451 amino acids)
Biological process (GO): tRNA wobble uridine modification
Cellular component (GO): cytoplasm; nucleus
Molecular function (GO): tRNA binding; S-adenosylmethionine-dependent methyltransferase activity
Source: RefSeq, a predicted model, not a curated record
CUGCGUGCAGCACAUGACAAAGGUAGGCAAGCAGCUCUGGGAGAAGAAUGUUACAACUGGGGACUGAAGGGGCUAUCAGACAAAUUAAGGAUUUACCACAUCAUCUGAAUGAGAGAGCUCUAGGUCACAUGAGCAAGCUGCUUCCUCAACAUAUUUCUUUCAGUAUUUUCACUCCGGCUUUAGAAAUGACUGCAAGUGCCUGCUGUGAUGCCGUUGGCCUGCACAUUUGCAAGCUAAUGUAACAGAGAAACACUGUCUAAUGCAAUUUGAGUGUCUCAGAGGAACCGGUUUAGAUUUUUAUUCUAUACCUUUCCCAACAGGUCUGUAGAGUAAUGGUCACUGCAAGGACUGAAUGGGCAGAUGAAGGACCUUAAACACAGGAUGGAGAAUGAAGCUAUUCAACUGGAAAAGCAACACGUGCACAGCGUUUAUGAGAAAACAGCCCCGUACCUCAGUGACUUGCGGUGCAAGGCCUGGCCUCGGGUAAAACAGUUUCUGCUGGAUCAGGAACCCGGAAGCCUGAUUGCUGACAUUGGUUGUGGGACUGGGAAAUAUCUAAGUGUGAACAGUCAGAUCUACAACCUUGGCUGUGAUUACUGUAGCCCUCUAGUGGAGAAGGCCAGGAAGCAAGGCCAUGAAGUCUUGGUGUGUGACAACCUCCAGCUUCCCUUCAGGGACCAGGUCUUCAAUGCUGUUAUCUCCAUAGGAGUGAUCCAUCAUUUUUCAACCAAAGAAAGACGAAUCCGAGCAAUAAGAGAAAUAGCUAGAAUCACAAUCCCUGGGGGCAAUGUCAUGAUAUAUGCCUGGGCCUUGGAACAAAAGCGCAGGCGUUUUGAAAAGCAGGAUGUGUUUGUUCCAUGGAACAAGGCCUUGUGCUCAAGAAACCCCUCUGAAUCAGGUGAGAAUGCCAGCAAAGAUAAACCUGUUGACAUGCAUCUAACUGUGUACUCAGAGGAAUACCGGUGGAUAGAUGCUUUGAGAAAGGAGAUCAGCACUAAGCGUUCAUACAGUCUAGGCAGCUGCAUAUCAGUGGGAAGAUGCUGCAUUAAAAAUCCAGAAGAACAAGGUAACAGGUUUUACAGUGGCCUGGGGAAGUCCCUCCACUCUUGGUUCUUUUCCAAGUCACUUGAUGAAUCCAGCAUGAAGAAACACAUUGAGAAAAUGAAGUCCGUAAGGAGCUCCGAAGGGUGGGUAGACAAUGCUGUUCUAGUCCAGCCUUCAAGGCACUGUAGUGUAGAUUUAGGUCAUGGUGGGUCAUUGUUAAAUAGACAGAGCUUUGAAGAAGAUGAUGUAUUUGUAGAGACCACAAACCAUAAAGAAGCACAAUGGUGGAAAGCCACAGGCACUUUAAGAGAGAUAAAUGGAGGGCACCAAACAGUAGUCCACAGAAAGAAUGGUCCAGUAAAUGGGGAGCAAUAUAAGCCUACAGUUAAUGGUACAAAUGAUUUAAACUCUGUCAGUAACAGGAUCUUCCGAAGAACAUCAACACUUGAUUCCACAGACUCUAUUCUCGAUGAAAUAGACGUGGAGGAUGAACAGGACAAUCUGGUAGAUACCAAAGACUUCAUGCGCUAUUACCAUGUUUUCAAAGAAGGGGAGCUGUCACAUCUAAUUGAAGAGAAUGUGAAUGAACUCAGUAUAGUCAGUUCGUGCUUUGACCAUGGCAACUGGUGUGUCAUUGCAAAGAGGAAAGCAUCGGGUGUCAGUGCUUUGUAAUAUGUCACACAGAAUCAGAAUGUAAUCAUAAGGCUUAUCCAUCAGCAAAAGACUGCUUUUACAGCAUAUCCUCAUAAAGCUAUUAAAUGAUGGCCAAUAACUUGUGAUUACAUUUGUUUGAGAAGUGUAGCAAAGAGAAAAAAUAAGUGUUUAUAUAGUCAAUUUUAAACCUACUAUCCCUGAACCAUUUACAAUACAACUGAAUAAAACAGGUGUGGAUUGUGCCCUUAAGCAGUUGUAUA